GCAAAGUGAAUUAUCAGGACGAAUUCAAGAGAUUAUGAGAACUUCGGAGAAUACGACGUUAUUGAAUGCUUGUCAGACCGUGAUGUUCCCUCAUCAUCCUCGAGCAGUGGGAUCACCGUUCCUUGCACGGUUAACUGAAGGAAUGAUUGAUGCAUCUGAUUUACUCUCAAUCUUAUCACAGUUAGGAUUCUCUGGGAUCUUGAUCCAUAAUUGCUUUUAUGAGAGCGAUGAAGCAGGUAGUGUGCUUGGACAUGGAAGUGCUACUGGAGGUAAAGAGUAUGAUCACAGAGUGGCAAGGCUGUGUGUACAAUUGAUCAAUGAGACUUUAGCAGUUUGAAAAAAAAGAAAGUAUUAUAUGAUGAUAAGUAGUAAAAAAGCAACAACAGUGAUUUCUUUGAAGUAGAAGAAUAGAUUAAAAGUAUUAGAAAGAUGAUGAUGAUGAUGACAAGAUAUUUAUUUAUUUAUCUUUUCUUCGAAAAAAGUAUCUUGAAGUUUGCAAAGUGUGUGUGUGUUCUUUUACUUCUUGGUUGACUUAAUUUUUUUAAAAUCAAUUUUUUCUAAACAAAUUUGUAUGGGAAUUGAUUGGUUAUAGUUUUUGAGAGAAGUGAAAGAAAGAAAACAAAUGAAUGUGAUGGGGUUUUUUUGUCUUUUUUUGUUUUUUAAUGUGUGGGUUUUUUUUACUGGAUGUAUAUCGUUCUUUCAAGUUCUUUUUUUAAGUAGUAGUAUGGAAAACUUUUUUUUUACUUUUGAAUUGUAAAUGUGUUGUUUUGAUCACCUUAUUUUAGUUUAGUUUCAUUUAGAUUCAGGAUUGCAUGAAUAGUUUUUUUGAAUUUUG
Molecule: messenger RNA, 835 nt
Organism: Melampsora larici-populina 98AG31
Lineage: Eukaryota; Fungi; Basidiomycota; Pucciniomycetes; Pucciniales; Melampsoraceae
Exons: 3
Coding region: 35-337 (100 amino acids)
Source: RefSeq, a predicted model, not a curated record